Molecule: messenger RNA, 384 nt
Organism: Carya illinoinensis
Lineage: Eukaryota; Viridiplantae; Streptophyta; Magnoliopsida; Fagales; Juglandaceae
Exons: 1
Coding region: 1-384 (127 amino acids)
Source: RefSeq, a predicted model, not a curated record
AUGGACUAUAGAAGGAAUAUGAGAGGUUUGGUCUUCAAAUAUGAGGCUGCAUGGGAAUUGAAGGAAGAUUGUCAUAGAAUCAUGACAGAAUCAUGGAAAAAAGGUCAUUUGGGAGGCAUUGAGGCUAGCUCAAUGAGACACAAGUUAAAGCUAUGUCAAAGGGACCUGGUGCAAUGGAAACAGAAGAACAAGGAGUAUGACAAAAGAGACACUACACAGAGGCUGGCCAGGAUUAGUCAACUUCAAAACACUGGUACUGGUCACCACUUGGAUACCAUGAAACAGCUACAAAAGGAGGUCGAGCUCUCACUAGCAGAAAAGAACAUGAUAUGGCGACAGAGAGCUAAACAACGCUGGCUCAAGCAUGGAGACAAAAACACCUAA